AUGGCCCAGGGGCGCAAAGUAGAUAGCAGCGUGGUGUCAACAAUUGUUUCGGGCGGAAAUCAUUUCACAAGUGGAGGAGAAUCACGCAAUCCAUAUAUCUCUUCAUCAAUCUCUCACUCUUUCUCUCUCUCUCUCUCUCUCUCUCUCUCUCUCUCUCUUCUUGUCCUUUCCUUCUCUCUUCUCUCGCGCGCUUUCUCAACUCCUGAAAUCUAUGGAGAUUGCAGCCAUCGGGGUCAUCUUGCUGCCGAGGUUCAUGGUGGAUGCUGGGGAACGGCUCCCCACAAAGACCACCCUCAUCUUUUCUGGGCGCAGGUAUCGGCAGCACUGCUGAUUUUGGGCCCGCUCGCGGCCACCAUCUGGACACCCUGGCGCCAGGGGUGCGGUAUCGGGGGCUCCUGCUCUGUCGGCGUGCAGCUCUCCAUGGCAAUGGCCGUGCCGUUGAGCAUGGUGAACCACCUGGGUCACGCUGUGGCGCGGCGGUGGAUCCCGCUGCUGCAGAAACUGGAUAGAACCACCAUCUCGCUGGGGUGUGUGGUCGGUGCUUGGGCGCUCUCCCAAGACCUCUUCUUCACGGUGGGGUCAGCUUUACUGGCUUCCACGGUCAUCAUUCUGAUGUGGUUUGGUAGCCCCCGCUACCGAGACAGCGAAGUCUUGGCUUCGAGCCUCGUUGCUGUGUAUAAAGAUGAAGCAUGGGAGGAAGAAGAGGAGUGGGGAGAUGAGGAGGAGGAAGAUGAAGAGUGGGAAGAAGAGGAGGAGGAAGAGGAAGAGGAAGAUGAAGAGUGGGAAGAAGAUGAGGAGUGGGAGGAAGACGAAUCGCCGGACAAAGUUGGUGAAUGGGAAGAUUCCUCUGACGGCGAAGAUUCGGAACAUGGUGAGACGGAACAAAUAGGUCGCUUGCAGAAGUGGUUUCACAAGCCGAAACACGCGUUUGGUUACAUUGAGUGCCUAAAUGCGCGUGACAGUGUUUACGUCUAUGGCCACGUCUUGGUCACCUCUCUUGGCAUCUUAUACGAGGAUGUGCCGCAUUAUUUUGGCCGGUUUUUGCGCUUCAAGAUGAUUCGGAACCACCUCGGCUACAAGGCUUCGGAGCCCAUGGAACUGCUGCCUGAGGCGUUCGAGGGCAAGGAGACUCUCAACGCUGAGCUCGACAGGAGGAGGGAAAGCAGAUGGCAAAGGAUCAAGAAAAAAAUGAAGCAAGAGAGUCGUGAGAAGGACCGGCAGUGGAAGCAGUUCCAAGAAGGACGCGGCUUGGGGAACACGAAGCGCUUAAGGCACUUGUGCCUUAUGCUGAAGAUUGGCAGGAAGACGGUUGUCAAAGGUUAUCCAGCGCGCAAAAUUACAGCAAAGUCCAUUCAAGGAAAAGCAGCGCAGCUGUACCUGCUGAAGAAGCCGGUGAACUUCAAGUGCAUGCACGGCGGCCAUGUGACCUCCAACUACGUGGCUUUGGCGCAUGGGGGCGAGGUCUGGUCUUAUCAGCAAUAUUGCAGGUUUACAGGAAAGGGAAAAGGUAAAGGGAAAGAGAAAGGUGGCGGCAAGGGAAAGGGACAAGGCAUUCUCUAUGGGCUCCUUCCCAUGCUCUUCUACCGGGAAUCCCUGGACCACUGCGUCUGGCCGGCUGGUAGUGCCAUCCUGGUCGGCUUCGCGCUCUUCCAGUUCGAUCCCCUAGGUGUUUGGACGGAUUCCGUCUGGCACCUCGUUCUCAUCCCAUAUGCUCACUUCUGUUCGCUCUCUGCCGUGCGAAUGGACCAGCGGCUCUUUGGGCAUUGCCUCAGCUCCUCCUAG
This is a messenger RNA of Symbiodinium necroappetens, 1782 nucleotides long. The record is from the annotation of a GenBank genome assembly. Lineage: Eukaryota; Dinophyceae; Suessiales; Symbiodiniaceae.